AUGGUUAGAGCAAAUCAACGCAACAGCAACAGCAACACGGCAGCACAGGACUCAUUGUCAACUUCCCCCAUUCCUAAUCCCAACCCUGUAGACCCGCAAUUGCGGUACCAACCCUCAUACUUAACCGCACCAACUAGUCGCGCUUUGCGGCGACGUCUAACGCGACAGCAGCAAGUGAACGCGAUACCGAAAAAAUUGCAGGUAUCAGCGAAAACAGAUAAGCGACGAGACGACAGCACCAAGAACUCCAACACCAACACCAACACCAGCGCCAGCGCCAACAGCAAAACCAACACCAAAGUUAACGGUUGUGCGAAUAACCGUACACCACGUGAAGGUGACAAUAAGUGUCCCCUGGCGGCUUUGACAGUCAGUAGUGUAGUGUCAGCGCUGGCGAGAACGAAAAGGCAACGCGGUCGAAGGCGGCACGUAGCGGCUACGCGUACUGUAAUCGCUUACAAUUUUGGCAAAAGAAAAACGGGCAGCGCUUUAGGAAAAACGAACAACUGUACAACUAAUCGUAAUAGUGUUAGCGGUAAUAGACAACGCGUGUGGAAAAGCAACAACACGGAAACGCCAAACAACAACUUAACAAACGUUACAAAAACAACUCCAACAGAAGUGCUUGAAAAAUCAUUGAAGACGUCGCCCGCAACGGAGUCGCAGGUAUUGGAGCGGAGCGCCAGGGAGCCUAGGCUUGAUUCUGACGCUGAGGAGGAGGCGACGACGACGACGACGACCGAUUCGGCUCUCUACGACGUCGUCGCAAAGCGCGCCUGA
Bactrocera tryoni is the source of this 780-nucleotide messenger RNA. RefSeq lists its product as uncharacterized. Lineage: Eukaryota; Metazoa; Arthropoda; Insecta; Diptera; Tephritidae. The record is from RefSeq and is a predicted model, not a curated record. The transcript has 3 exons. The coding region runs from base 1 to 780 and encodes 259 amino acids.